ACUUGUCAUACACCCUUCCGAUCCGACUCCGAUCAUACUGCGGUACGACUGUCGGACAGGGAAAUGGUACAUAACAUUGAACGCGGUUGUUCACACCUCUCCGACACGCGUCAUGUCAUACUCCGAUCCUACUCCGAUUUUGGUUCCGAUCACGCACCGACACUGCAGUCUAUUUGUUUGUCGGAUGCAGGACGGGUUGUUUCUAGACUAGUUGCUUGUACAAAUUUUUAUUUUUAUUGUGUUUAAACUUCUAUUUUGCUCAAAAUGAGCUCUGUAAAAGCAGAGGAGCUGAUCGAGGAAGUGCGCAAGCAUCCAGUGUUGUACGACCAGUCCACGGAGCUGUACCGGAACGCGGAACACAAAGAACAGAUCUGGAAAAGAGUGGCAAAGGAAUUAAAUGUCGAAGGUCAAGAGGAAGAGUGCAAGAAAAAAUGGAAUGGCAUUCGAGACAGCCUUCGAAGAUCUCGACAAAAAACUAAAACAAAAUCUGGUCAGGCGGCAACAUCUAAAGCCAAGUACAAGUACGAAUCCAUGCUCGAAUUCUUGAUUCCUUUCAUCGGUGACCGCAAAACAUUAAGUAACGUCCCAGAUGAAGAGGGCGAUUUGUCUACAACUAAUGACGAUUCACAACUGCCGAAUUUCCCCGAGGACAUGCAGGAAACACAGCAAACACUAGAUGGUGGCUACGCAGAUGAAUCCGAAAUCCAAGAACCCUUACAAGCACCCCCACCCACAACUCCAGCCAGUCGACCUUCAGUUGUAAAGAAAAAUGCACUUCCAAAUCGUAAAAGGAAGCACCCCAACAUACAAUUAAAAACUCAACAGUCUGCGUCAUCUCAGCUGAUGGCGUAUAUAUUGGCCGAAAAAGAAGCUGAAAACCCCAGUCAACAAUCUGCUGAAAAACAUCCUGUUGAUGCGUUUUUAGCAGGAAUCGCUCCAUCCCUAAAAGCUCUGGAUCCCGCUCUCCAAAUCUCAGCGAAAGGGAAGAUUUUUAAUAUAGUACAGGAGUGCGAACUGGAGCAGCUUCGUAUCAACAAUGAACGAAGAACCGCCUUGACCUAUUUAUCAUCAGACGAGGCAUCCGCUAGUUCAACACCUUCGCACGUAGGUGGACCGUGGAUGGAGAGGAAUUUGUAUCAAAAUCAGGUUCCCACUGGAUCAAACCAACCGAACAUCUCCGAAGAUCAAGAAAGAAAUCCUCUGUAUUCACUUACAGACAUUUAUUGAUAUAAUAACCUUGUAAGAUUUCUCAGUUUACAUAUAGUAUAUAAGUUUACAUCUAUUAUGUAACUUUUAAGUCAAAAAGAUUUUUUUUCGUAUUUUCUCUUUCUUUUUACAAGACAUAAAUCGUGUUUAUUCUCAUU
Macrosteles quadrilineatus (aster leafhopper) is the source of this 1364-nucleotide messenger RNA. RefSeq lists its product as uncharacterized. The coding region runs from base 265 to 1227 and encodes 320 amino acids. Gene Ontology annotation, biological process: regulation of transcription by RNA polymerase II. Gene Ontology annotation, molecular function: DNA binding. The transcript has 2 exons. Gene Ontology annotation, cellular component: transcription regulator complex; nucleus. The record is from RefSeq and is a predicted model, not a curated record. NCBI's taxonomy places the organism in Eukaryota, Metazoa, Arthropoda, Insecta, Hemiptera, Cicadellidae.